Molecule: messenger RNA, 516 nt
Organism: Epithele typhae
Lineage: Eukaryota; Fungi; Basidiomycota; Agaricomycetes; Polyporales; Epitheliaceae
Exons: 4
Source: RefSeq, a predicted model, not a curated record
UGGGUGGACGACGUGGGGAAGUUGACGGAGAAGGGGAUGGAGGCGUUCCUCCAGAAUGUCGCGCCUGUCCGGCAGACCCUAGCCAAGCUUCGCAACAUUGCCGUAAAGAUCAAGGGGUCCCCGACCGUCUUGAUGCCUGCGUGGAACAAGCUGUUAGCGCAACUCGGGCUCAAAGCACGGGUCAUCCCUAUCGACGUCCGCACUCGAUGGAACUCUACACUCACCUUGGUUGAUACAGCUGUUGAGAUGCGCACACCCAUCACGGUGUUCUGUGCAUCGGACGAGGGGAGUGAUGUGCUGGGUUCGUUUGCACUGACCCCGCACGAGUGGCUCAUCGCAGAGCAGCUCGUCGACGCGCUGAAGUACUACAACCUCACCGACUCUGUUGAGGCGUACCGCAUUGCUAUGAUCCUCCACCCGACGUACAAGGACGACUACUUCGUGGCCCUGAAGUGGGACGAGGGUAUGAUCGAGACGGCCAUUGAGCUCGUCCGGGACGAGUUCAACGUCUCGUAC